AUGACCAGCCACGCACCCAUGCCGAAUCCAUCCAGGCCUAUUCGCCGUCCCCUUGGUAAUUCAAGCUCAAACGUCAUUCUCGAGCCCGCAUCAUCAUCUCACGGCAGCAAAUUCUCUCCCUUCAAGAACAAGACACCCAGAGCGCCGCUCAAACCCUCACACGGCCUCAACAAGUUUAACGGCAUCUCAAUGGCGCCUCCCACCGACAAGGCCCCGGUGACGGAUUCGCUGCAAAAGAAGCCGCAGCUCUCCAACUUCAAGACAGGCCUACAGAAGCCACCGCUCACGGAUCCCAACGCCUUCGGCAAGGAAAAUGUUCACCCACAGAUCUUCCCGGCACCUCCGGCUAUUAAUAUCUCAGUGGAGCAGUACUACCAGGAUCCAAGUGGGAGGAAGGGACUGAUGGAGGCGGCACCAAUCAAGGAGGCUCGAGUCAACAAGAAAUCCAAGGCCGAGGAGCAAUCACUACCACCGCACGAUUCGUUCCCACCCAUCACCGACGAUGGUACAAAACCACCUCACAGCUACGCACAACUCAUUGGAAUGGCCAUUCUACGGUCCUCAAAGCGUCGUCUCACCCUUGCUCAGAUUUACAAGUGGAUCAGCGACAACUAUUCCUUCUACAACCCCAACGACGCAGGAUGGCAAAACAGCAUUCGACAUAACCUGAGCUUGCACAAGAACUUUAUCAAGAUCGAACGACCAAAGGACGACCCCGGCAAGGGAAACUACUGGGGUAUUGAGCCCGGCACCGAGUUCCAGUUCCUCAAGGAGAAGCCAACACGCAAAUCGGUCCCAACUGCAGAGAACCUCCCCGUCAUGUCAACUCGUCUAGAGCCCUCUCGACCAACGCCAGCACUGAUGCCCGAGCCUUCACUGCCACCCCCGGCUCCUAUGCAUCAUCACCAGCCGCAGCACGCGAACAGCCUCCCCCCUCUUCCGACUUCUCAGGCGACCUUGUCCAUGCCCUUGGAGCCUUCCUCAGAUGCCACCAUCCUCGUGUCUGACAAUGCGCCUGCUGAGGACCUGGUGGAAAAGGGUCUUGACAACGAAUUGCCAUUGGAAUCGUCCUUCUUCUCGCCUCUACCUGCAGCUUUACACUCAACUCCACCUGUACCUCGACCAGAGCGACGAAAUGGCACACCACCUCCUAUGAGCCGCAAUCCUGCCUCGUCUGUGACUAGGACUCACAAGCGCAAGUUCGCUUCCAUGGAUGACAGCGGCUACAUCUCCUCUCUCGAGUCAUCUGCCAUGCGCCCGAACGCAACCAGGUCAGCUUUCUUCACAUCUGAGGCUGACCGGCACCGAAUCAAGCGCGGCCGCGCCGAGGAGGAGAUUGCACGGCUCAGGGGAUCUUCUCCUUUUAGCCCGACUAAGAGCCGUUCAUUUUCCAACUAUGGACUCAAUUCAUCGUCUCCUUUCCGACAGUCCCACGACAACCAGAUGCCACCUCCUCUCACUCCCAUCGUUAAGAAGGCCAAGGCCAUCGUGCAGCCGCCACCCUCAGUUUCUCCCAACACGAAUCUACGCAUCCACCGCGCCAAGGUCCGCCACUUGCUGCAAUCUCCCCUGCGACGAGUAGCCAACCUUUCCAAUGAUGACAGCCUGCCGUGGAGUCCUGCCUUCCGCCUUGAUGAUAACCUCUUCAGCUUUGACACCCCCAACGCCAGCCAUAUUCCCGACUUUGACAUCUUCCAAGAUCUACCGGUGGAUGAUGAGAAUGUUUUCGAUAGCAUCGGCUGUGCAGAUGCUGGCUCACCCAUCAAGCGCUCUGUCAAGCGCGCUCGCCUAGAUCGAUCUAUUUCCUCAUCAGCCAUUGGAGACUUGUCAGCUUCCAAGAAGAUUGUCUCAUCGGCGCCUUUGCUCAAGGCCCCUGAUACACCUUCACAGUUUCUGGAAACGCCAAGCAAAGCCUUUGAGGGCCUCGGCUCCCCGUCCAAGCUCUUUCAAGGAUCGCCCAUCAGGGGUGCAUCCCCGAGCAAGUUUGUCUCCUUAAUAGAGCUUCCAGGAGACGGGGACUGGCCAUCUCUCCACAUCGACCCCAACGACUUUGCUUCAGGGGCUGGUGUGGAUGGCUCAGACUUUACCGGCCUUGAUAUCCUUCAGGGGUUCGAGAAGAUCGGAUCUGGCUCACAGCCCUCUAGAGGCCUGAAACAGAGCGGGAAACCUACUUUGGGUCGAAGCUUUUCAACCACCUUUUAG
This is a messenger RNA of Trichoderma harzianum CBS 226.95, 2202 nucleotides long. RefSeq lists its product as hypothetical. The record is from RefSeq and is a predicted model, not a curated record. The transcript has a single exon. Lineage: Eukaryota; Fungi; Ascomycota; Sordariomycetes; Hypocreales; Hypocreaceae. Gene Ontology annotation, molecular function: RNA polymerase II cis-regulatory region sequence-specific DNA binding; DNA-binding transcription factor activity, RNA polymerase II-specific. Gene Ontology annotation, biological process: regulation of transcription by RNA polymerase II. Bases 1 to 2202 code for a protein of 733 amino acids.